AUGGAGGCCCUCUCGGACUUCGCCAACUACCUGACACGUGGCGUGCAGCGACGGGUGGAGAUGAUGGUGGCGUACAAGGUGGAGGCCAAGCUCGACAGAUACAUCCCCGACGGAUUCUCAUACACGGACGCCAUCAAGAUGCGGAUUGCUAUUUACAUCGCCAAGGGGCUCGUCGCGCCAUGCUUCCCCCUCUCUUCCCAAUGCCAUUUCUCCCACUCCCUUCGCACCUUCUUCCCCCUAUACACUCCCCCCAGUCAUACACGGACGCCAUCAAGAUGCAGAUCGCUAUUUACAUCGCCAAAGGCCUAUCAUGAUAACACUGACGCCAUCAAGAUGCAGAUUGCAAUUUACAUCGCCAAGGGCCUUGUCGCGCCAUACUUCCCCCCAGAGGAUGCUGAGCAGGAGGCUCGGGAGGCGGCCGAGGAGGCUCGGAAGGCGGAGGAGGAGGCUCGGAAGAGGCUCGAGGAGGAGAAGAGGAAGAAGCAGGAGGGGGAGGAGAGCAGCAGCUUCUGGAGCCUGUUUUCAUGGGAUGAUGGGGAGGAGGAGGAGGAGCAGAAGAAGGAGGAGAAGAAAGAGGCUGAGUCGUACCUUAUGAGCUUCUUUCACAAGAAAGUGGAUGAGAAGUCAGAGGCGGCAAAGGCAGAGGCGGAGAGGAUCGCAGCGGCGCGAUACGCACAGAAGAAGGCCGAAGCAGAGGACGCAGCAAAGGAGGAGGAAGAGGAGCAAGGAGUGCUUGCCACUAUCAGCAACUUCUUCAGCUCCAAUUAG
Closterium sp. Yama58-4 is the source of this 768-nucleotide messenger RNA. The record is from the annotation of a GenBank genome assembly. NCBI's taxonomy places the organism in Eukaryota, Viridiplantae, Streptophyta, Zygnematophyceae, Desmidiales, Closteriaceae.